AUUUUUUCCCUCUUUCUCUCUCUAUAUUCACUAUGCAAAACACAAUUACAAUGACUUCAGAUGAACAACAGCAAGCACCGCCUUCAUGGGAUCAACUGAGGAAGGAAGCAAGACAGUUGGAAAGCGAGAUUGAAGUUAAAUUGUCAACACUGGCAAAGAUUGGCCAAUCAACUGGAUUAGACAAUACUGGACAAGAAGUCGAGACUGACGAAUUAUUGAAGAAGCUACAAAACGUGAUUACCGAGAUGGGAGACUUUUUGGACAGACCAAGCAUUAUACCAACUAGCACCUCCAUGAUUCAUUUGUUAGGAAGACAUAAAGAUAUAUUAUAUGAUUAUACCAAAGAAUUUAGAAGAGUCAAGGCUAACAUAAAAGCGGCAAGGGAUAAAGCAAAUUUAAUGAGUCAAGUACAAGAUGAGAUAAGAACAUUUAAUACAGCAAGUAAUAGGGAUAAUGCGGAUUAUUAUCUAACAGAGCGCAACAGAAUAGAGGGAUCUCAUCGACUGACAGAUAUGAUCUUGGAACAAGCGUAUGCUACUAGAGAUGAUAUAUUUAGACAAGGUAGAGUGAUGCGUAAUGUAAACCAGAGAGUUGGAAACAUAGUGAGUCAUAUCCCUGGCAUAAACAAUAUCAUUUCACGUAUAAACACAAGAAGAAAAAGAGAUACACUCAUCAUGGCUGGCGUAAUAUCAACUUGUUCUAUCCUCAUCAUUUUAUAUUGGUUACAUACCUAAUAAAAGAAGUUCUGCCCUUUAAACAUCCAUUUAAAAAAAAAAGAGAAAAGGGGAACAAAAAGGGGAGAAAUUAUGCUGAUUUAAUAAAAAGAUGUUGCAACAUAA
Rhizopus microsporus ATCC 52813 is the source of this 839-nucleotide messenger RNA. RefSeq names its product V-snare-domain-containing protein. Gene Ontology annotation, molecular function: SNAP receptor activity. Gene Ontology annotation, biological process: vesicle fusion; endoplasmic reticulum to Golgi vesicle-mediated transport. Bases 51 to 734 code for a protein of 227 amino acids. The record is from RefSeq and is a predicted model, not a curated record. Gene Ontology annotation, cellular component: SNARE complex; Golgi membrane; Golgi medial cisterna. Lineage: Eukaryota; Fungi; Mucoromycota; Mucoromycetes; Mucorales; Rhizopodaceae. The transcript is spliced from 5 exons.